Messenger RNA from Ostertagia ostertagi, 504 nucleotides. NCBI's taxonomy places the organism in Eukaryota, Metazoa, Nematoda, Chromadorea, Rhabditida, Trichostrongylidae. The record is from the annotation of a GenBank genome assembly.
AUGUUUGGUACCGUAAAAGGAUGGGCUUAUCCAUCACGAAAAGGUGGUCGAAGUGUGCGAUGUCAGGAGUGUGCAUGUUUCUUCACGCCGCAGGACUUUGUCGCUCAUUCCCACAGCGAGAAAAACGAGUCCCAGAGGACAGUCCACUGGGGAUUCGAUCCUUCGAAUUGGCGCCUUAUGUUAGAACUGGCAAAUCCUUCUGCUGAAUCCAGUGUCAAUAAGGAGAGAUGGAAGGAAUUUAUUGAUGAGCCUACCAUUCAAUCAUGUGGUGUCUCGGAAAACUGUGAAGGUUAUUCAGUUAACAAGGCCAAGCGAACGUUCACUGAACAAUCUUUGGAUAUUCCAUCCAAAAUUCCUCGAAGUGACAAUAUACCGAUCAAUAUUGAAAAGCCGUUACCUCUCUUGUACUCACGCGAUAAUUUGAAUCGACUUUUUGGUGCAAAGACGACUGAUUCUCUUACACUGAUUGGAGAAAUCAUGCAGAAAGAAACCGCAUUCAAAAUU